AUGAGCACACCAGAUUUUGUUGAUAAUCUACAUGUUGAACAUGUUGGACCUUACAUUAUUGAAAAUUUUGGCUUCUCCUCUUACGGCAUUCGUGGAAAGCAAUACAACACGGGUUAUGAAACCCCCGAAAGUCCCAGUUCCCCCGUAACACCACACAAAGAAUUCAGCUAUUCUAAUAUAUCUGACGAAACGGCAUCCAAAUUAGAAAGAAUUGGCAAGGCAUAUGAUUCUAUUGAGGAUUUUGAGAAAAGAAAGGAUCUUGAGGAUGAUGCAGAAAAUGUGGGAACCAUGGUUGCAAGAAUGAAAUGGUAUAAAGUUUAUAGAUCUAAAUAUGAGAAUAUAAAAGUAUUUGGAUAUUUUUGGAUGAUUCUUAGUGAUAUAAUUAAAAUUCAGGCCAUGUUAAUUAAUCAACGACAACCGAAAGAAAUCAGUGUUUUUAUUGAAGAAGUGUUUAUUAAAGGAUAUCUUGUGUUGGCAUACGAGUGCUGGGGAGAACGGAGGUUUCAUGAAAUCGGAAUGCAACAUUCAAACUUGAAUAUUUAUGAUGAAAUUGAGAAAUCAGAAAUCUUUAUAGAUAUGUAUAAAGAGAUUGCGGCUAUU
Racocetra persica is the source of this 600-nucleotide messenger RNA. NCBI's taxonomy places the organism in Eukaryota, Fungi, Glomeromycota, Glomeromycetes, Diversisporales, Gigasporaceae. The record is from the annotation of a GenBank genome assembly.